GCAGGGACUGCGGUCAUAAACAAACACACGCAGUACAGUCCUUACUCUCUUAUGGAGCUCUCGUGUUGCGCUUUGAAAGCAUCGGCUGACUUUUAUUAAAGCUGACCUUCUUCACGGACCGAGCUUUAAAGAAUAUACGGAUGUGAAAAAAAUCCAGCACUUUAAAAACCUCAAGGAUUUGUAUCCCCGUUUACCUCCCUCCCUCCCCCUUUUACCCGGACCGAGGCGGCUUAUGUGACACAUUAACGUCCCGGCAGCGAGACAAGCGAAACAUGACGGAGCUGAGGAAGCGAGGUGGAGGCGGAGGAGACCCUGACAGCACCGAUAAUAUCAGCGACAAGGAGGCAGAUGUCGACGACAGGCUGGGCACAGACGGAGAAUGUGACGGUGACUCCAAAGCAGACACUCCAGAUGUUCCUCUCUCCACAGCGGACACAGAUAACACUCCACAAUACCUGAACAAAGCUCUGGAGGGCCUGCCGCCCAGAUGGAAGAACUACUGGAUACGAGGAGUUCUGUCUCUAGCCAUGAUUUCUGGCUUUUUCCUCAUCAUCUAUAUGGGACCCGUCGCUCUUAUAUUAAUUGUCAUGACUGUCCAAAUCAAGUGUUUCCAGGAAAUCAUCACUAUUGGCUACAGAGUGUACCAUUCCUAUGAGCUGCCUUGGUUCAGGACACUAAGCUGGUACUUCCUGAUUUGCGUCAACUACUUCUUCUAUGGUGAAACUCUGGCAGAUUACUUUGGGGCUCUGGUGCAGAGGGAGGAGCCUCUGCAGUUCCUCUCUCGCUAUCACCGCUUCAUCUCCUUCGCUCUGUACCUCGCAGGUUUCUGCAUGUUUGUGCUGAGUUUAGUGAAGAAACAUUACCGCCUGCAGUUUUAUAUGUUUGCUUGGACCCAUGUGACCCUGUUGAUUGUGGUAACUCAAUCCCACCUUGUCAUUCAGAACCUGUUUGAAGGAAAGAUCUGGUUCAUUGUCCCGAUCUCCAUUGUGAUCUGCAAUGACAUCAUGGCCUAUCUGUUUGGAUUCUUCUUUGGGAGGACUCCACUGAUCAAGCUCUCACCCAAGAAGACCUGGGAGGGCUUCAUCGGUGGUUACUUCGCCACAGUGAUCUUUGGCUUCAUUCUGGCCUACCUGCUGUCUCAGUUCCAGUACUUUGUGUGUCCCGUGGGCUUCAACAGUGAGACCAACAGCUUUACAGUGGAGUGCGAGCCCUCCGAUAUAUUUGUGAUGCAGGAGUACAGGCUCCCUGCUGGGCUACAGAACAUACUAUCAUGGAAAACGGUGAACCUGUACCCCUUCCAGAUCCACAGCGUCUUCCUCUCCUCCUUCGGCUCUCUCAUCGGGCCUUUCGGCGGCUUCUUUGCCAGCGGCUUCAAGCGAGCCUUCAAAAUCAAAGACUUUGCCAACACCAUCCCCGGCCACGGCGGCAUCAUGGAUCGAUUCGACUGUCAGUACCUGAUGGCCACCUUCACACACGUCUAUAUAGCCAGUUUCAUCAGGGGGCCGAACCCAAGCAAGGUGCUGCAGCAGCUGCUGAUGCUUCAGCCCGAACAGCAGCUGGGCAUUUUCCACACUCUGCACUCCCACCUGAGAGAGAGGGGCAUGCUCCCCCCAGCUCCUGCCGCCCAGGCUGAGUGAAAGGCCGCCUGCUUCGCUGGGUGACGACUGGAGAGUGUGUGAUGGUUUGGGAAGUUUGUGUAAGCUUGUACACACACAGACACACACACACACACACACACACACACACACUAUUAGGUAUGGCUUCAUCGUCAUCCUGCCGACUCUUCAUUCGACUUCCAACCAGCGCAAAAACCACGGCUUUGGUGACUUUCCACACUACUUGGAAAUACCUUGUAGUAAAAAAAACACACACAAUAUCAACAACAAUAAAAAAAAUAGGCUGCUUCAUUGCUUUUUUUACGUGGACCUGCACAUCAAUGUCAACAUGCUACACAAGCAGGCAGUCCCCAUCCUAAAAACGUACAGACUGAAAUGUUUUCUGGAACAAAACGGACCCCUGAGCACAUGGCUUUCUCAGCGCAGGUGGAUGAUGGAUGUGGGGUUUACCUGUGGAUGGCAAAUAUUGCACUGACUUUAGCUGAAGAAACAAAUUUAAGAAGCUUUUACCAGCAUAAACUGGGCCCAACGUGCCGGGCACAGAGACCUGAGCUACAGCACAUGGACUGUGGACACUCGUCUUUCUGUUUGGGUCGUCUGAAUACUGUCCACACUGUUUUAUAUACUAUGCUCUAUUUAAUGGUCCUAACCUCACAGCAUAACAAAACAUGUAGCAUGUACGCAAGUCCAGCUCUGGGCUCCUGCUGAAUCAAGCCAUGUUUAUUCUCUUCCUCCACAGCGUGAACUCUUAGCUUUUAGGUUUCGUCUGAAUCUAAAUAACUAGCACAACUUCAAGUCAAUACAGAUUGACAGUAGGCAUGUUAACGCAGAAACUAGAGCAUCAGCACUCAAGUUAAUGGAUUGUACAUAAAUAUACUGAAAAUAUUUAGCUAAAUAAAUAUCUAAUACAUAUUCUAACUACUUGUGUGACCUGCUGGGGAAAAGAAAAAAACUUUUAAGCUAUGAGAAAAUAUAUGCAAAACUAGAUAUGUGACUUGUAGCCUUUAGCAUGAACAAAUUAGAUUUCUAUGAGGUACGGAUGUAGAUUUGAUCAAUGGUUGCUGCUUAUUUAAGGGGUGCAUUGGGUGAAGCUUUACCAGAGAGUGCAAAAAGGAUUUUUAGGAAUAGUUGGACAUUUGGGAAAUGCGCUUAAUGUUCCAUUUAACUGGGUUAUAAGAUUUAUAGCACUCUUUUCUGUAGCUGGAGAUGGAAGGUUAAAAGCACAACAUUUUAGGACAUCUUUUCAAAUCUGCCUAACACACACAUUAAAACUCACUAAUUAAGAGUUCUACAAAAAACUAACAUUACAGUUUUAAAGGGGCCCUCGUAUGCCUUCUGACUUUCCUUUCUUCUAGUGUAUUAUAUACUGUAGGUUUGUGUGCAUGUAAAUGUUCUGAUAAGCUAUGGGCUGGGACAUCUUUAAACUGACCAAUCAGACCAGUCUUUUUGGUUUCAGACAGAGAGUGAAAAGAGGUGCUGCAGUACAGCCAGUAUGAGAAGAAUACAGAGGUUUUAUGAACAUUAAAGCAAGGAAAUAUGUCCCAGUAGAGGCACAACAUAGAAGUAUUAAACCUCGAUAUGAGUACAAUAGGGUAGAAUUUUGUUUUGUGGUGCUUAAAAUUGAUAAAUCCUGGCAGGAUUGGAAAGUAGAAUUUCCUUACUUCAGAAAUGUAAAAUCAAUCCUCUCCUCCAUUCUUCUUGAAGUCAUUACUCGAAUCAGGUAGAACUUUGUUUGUAAAAAAACAUUUGUUUUUUAUGAGAUAUGUGGUGAUUUAGAGGCAAACCAGGUAUAACGUUGAAAGAAAGGCAGUGAAGCUUUCUGCCCCAUGUUUCCAGUCUUUAAUGCUAAGCUAGGCUAAUAGCCCCCACACUGAGUGCAAUGUUGAUCUCAACCAUCUCUCGUACAGAAAGCGCAUUUCCCAAAAUGGUGAGGUAUUCCUCCAUAAAGACUGUGCUUCCUUUAAAAAAUGUAACCAAGGAUUUUAGUUGCACUGUAGCGAUUGGGGGUGGGUUGGGGUGAAUGCAUCAGACCACUCCCACCUCCUCGGACUCAAUGUGUGUGUAAUGUUUUUUAAAAAAUCUAUUUUAAAAAUCUUCUUAGGCAUUAAAUCUCUGUUAAAUUAUUCUGUUCUGAAUGUAUAUUGCAAUAUAGGAUCCCUAUACAACAUUGUGUGCAUACACUGCUGUAUUUCCACAUAUCUUUAAGUAUAGAAAUGGGACGGGCGGUGGUUUUAUGAGCAAUAUCUUAACAGUUUCUGAGAAUGUGAUCAUUGAAUCCCUCGGUAAAUCUGUGGAAUUCAUGAUUAAUGAAUAAAGAUGAUGCGUUAUAAGCGAGUUACAUCGCCGCACCAUACGGGCCGAUGAGAACCUUUGAAUCCUUUCUUCAGAGAGAAAUGUUUACCAAAGCACUGUCUGAUUAACACUGAUCUCCUUCCUUUGCUAACAUUUGCAUCUGUGGCUUGUGCAAUUGGUAUCACUCUAUUCUUCCUUCAGGUGUUGAACAAGGAGGAUGUUCUCAUUUAUUUGGUCAGUUUGUUUUCUUCAUGUUUCCCUCAUAGAGGUGCAUUUUAGGGUAUUUUCCCCAUUAGAAGUGAAUGGGGGUGCUGCUGGGUGGACUGUUGGGACCAGCCGUAUUGUACUGUAUACAUCUCUGACUUAAGCCUCUCUCUGUGGCAAAACACACACUACUGCUUCACACACUUUUGCUGUGACCUUCACUGUCCAGCGAGAUGAAGUAGAGCAUAUAUCCACACAGACGUGAUCACACUAAAGCAUUACGACCAAAACAGCAGGUGGCCAAAUGAUGUGGAUUAUUUGGAGUGUGCCACAGGAAUAACUAAACACUAACUGAAUCCGUGAUCAACGCAUUCAUAAACUCUAAAGUGAUUUAAAACGUUUACAUUUUUAGGAUGCUAUAAGACUUUGAAACAUGGAAAGUAUAAAAAAAAGUUAUACAAAUGUAAUCUGCCUCAAUUAAUGGUCCUUUUUAUAUUAAAAUGAAUACCUGUAAAAUUCUUAAACUUGGUUCUUUUAUUAUUAAGUAUCCAUGAAAUGAAUAAUUUCCAUUUUAUUUAUUUUUGUUUUGUUUUUCUGUAAAAUGUCAGGAAAAAUGAUCCCAUUUGAGAAGUUUUUAAUGGAUAAAUGAAUAGAUAAAAACAAUUGAUUAUUACAUUGUAAUUAACGGUGUAAUCAGCUGUCAGCUGGCUAGAUAAUUGUUAUGAAGGUACUUUCCAAAUGCAUUUAUCUAAUUUGUUUAUUUAAAUCAACAUUAUUUAUUCUUAAAAGACGAUACGGAGGAACUAUUAACAUGCAAAAAAGUAGUUUUAAUCAAAUACAUAAUAACGAAAGAGCAUAAGGCCCACGUGUAAAAAAUUUUUUAGAUCUGACUUUCUUUUUAGUUGCUCACAUUUUGUGUUUCCACUCUCAAGAAAUAAUAACUUUUGGUCACAUUUAUACAAAAAUAAAUAGUCACGUGACCCUAAUCCUCUUUACAUCCUUACAUCAUCAAUCAUUUUAUUUCAGUAUAAUUAUUCAGACAGCGUCCUUAAAGAGUGAUUAUAAAUGAGAAGUGUAUUAUUACUUUGGCACAUUCCACAGAUUCACAGCUGCCGUUUUAAUUAGAUUGAAGUUGCUGUGUGGACUAAUUUAUAUUUUUAUUCAAGUUAUGAAGGUAAAACACUUGUGGAACACAACCGUGAAAAUAGGAACUAUACAUAUAAGUUUAGUGACCCAGAUGUCAGGUAAUGAUGCACUGCAGAUGUUUGGUUGCUUGUCUUUUUAUUUUAUUUAUCAUUUUGUGAAUAUUUGUUUGAUUCGCUUUGAGCAGGAAUGUUUUCUAAUGAAAAUCUAUAGCUUUUGGAGUGGAGAAGAUCAAAAAUGACACAGGAAGUAUGCUUUUAAUAUUGGGGCAAUACAAAGUCAUGUAUAAAAACACAUAUUGAUAUCUUGUUAGGGAUAUUGUGAAGUUGUUUACUGUUUGGAGGUAAAUAAAGGUUUUUUUUCUGUAUAA
Messenger RNA from Eleginops maclovinus (Patagonian blennie), 5625 nucleotides. It is a transcript of the gene cds1, whose product is annotated as CDP-diacylglycerol synthase (phosphatidate cytidylyltransferase) 1. The record is from RefSeq and is a predicted model, not a curated record. Gene Ontology annotation, cellular component: endoplasmic reticulum membrane. Gene Ontology annotation, molecular function: phosphatidate cytidylyltransferase activity. Lineage: Eukaryota; Metazoa; Chordata; Actinopteri; Perciformes; Eleginopidae. Bases 273 to 1637 code for a protein of 454 amino acids. The transcript is spliced from 13 exons.